Molecule: messenger RNA, 3834 nt
Organism: Felis catus (domestic cat)
Lineage: Eukaryota; Metazoa; Chordata; Mammalia; Carnivora; Felidae
Gene: LCN8
Product: lipocalin 8
Exons: 2
Coding region: 2726-3379 (217 amino acids)
Source: RefSeq, a predicted model, not a curated record
GCUUGAGGGGACAAGAGGCUCCAGCCCGUCUGGCACCUGUGAGGGGCUGCACCGUAGGCAGUCAGCGUCUAACGCCACUGGCCUGGCCCCCUCGCGUUCACGGCGCCUGUAGCAGGGGCUCCGCGGUGCACACACACCCCUGGAGGCACAGCGCCCUCCUGCCGCUGGGGUGACCUUGACCUUGGGCGUGUCAUACAAACCUCAGUAAGGCCUGGAGACGGGUCAUGGUCAUGGCUGGUGCCCUCGGGGCCCUCGCCGCUGGCCCGGCCCAGAUGCUCCACAGUGGAUCCCUGGACACACGGUGAGCUUGUUUCGCUCCUUGUUUGGGAAACUGAGGCACAGAGAGCUCGGUGACUUACCCGGCAAGGAGCCAGGCUGAGGUUCGGGCCCCAGGGUCGGGCUCCAGGGCCUGGGCUCCAUGCUGAGCCUCCGGGAGACGUAGGGGGCAGGAGAGGCCUCCCUGGGGCCCUGGCCGCUGCCGUCCCCCCCGCUAGGAGCUGCAUCCAGUGAACACACUUCAAAGGGGUGGGGGCGGGGGUGGGGCAGGAAGGUAGUGGCGGUCCUGCUUCAUGGCUCACGGGCUGGAGCUGGAGGCCAUCAGCCACAUCAGAUGAGGGACAUCCGUCCUAGCCCUGCUCCUGCUUAUCCACAGACAGUGUCCCCCGCGCUUCCUGUCCUCCCUCUCCUGCCUGGCCAAGCACGUCCUGGGGGGGCCUCUCCUGUUAGUCUGGGCCGGGAGCAGCCUGGGGCUCAGAUCGGCCGGUCCUCAGCCUCCUCGGGGCCCCGCCGCCCCCGCUGUGUCGAUGCCCCCCACCCCCCUCCCGGUCUCAGGCAUGCCGGCCAGUCCUGGGCCCCCCGUCCUAGCUUGACCUUUCCACACCUGCCUGACCCUAAACUGACAGCCUCUGUGGGAGGGCAGUGUCCAGGGUCCAAGGUGGCCGGUUCCCCUGGUGGGUGGGACCUCCCCUUCGGCUGACCAAGCCUGGGGCCAUCCCAGGGUGGGCUUUUCUGGCCCCGAAGCUGAGAAGGAUCCCUCCUACCGGUCAAGAACCAGGAUGCAGCCUCAGACCCCUCCUGGCCACGUGGCACUGUCCCUCUGCUUUGUCGCCAGUACACGUGGGGAAACCGAGGCAGCGCAACUUGCCCCGAGUCACACAGCUGGUGGGGCCAGGGCUGCUGUUCAUGAAGCCAUCAACCGGGAUAAACCGAAGUUGGGGGGGGGGUCCAGAUGGGGAGGAGGUGGGGCUGGGUCCCACCACCCUGGCUCGUGUCCUGGCUCGUGUCCUGGCUCGUGUCCUGGCUCGUGUCCUGGUCAGCGUCAGCAAGACAGGGCCGCUCUCGGGCCGGCCUUCUGGGCUCCGGGUCUUACCUGGCUGUGCACCGAGGCCUGAGUGAGUCCAGUGGGGGACGGGCGCGGGGCCUGGCCUGGUUCCUGUCACGGUGGCAGAGGACACAGGCCAUAGGAAGGUGUCUGCAGAGGUCCCUGAGCCUCGGCCCCCCCGAAUCUCCCAUGAGUCCUCCCCCUCACCGGGGCUCUGUGCUUCCUCCCUGGAGACCUCUGCGGGGAGAGGGACCCCUCAUUCAUUUCCUCACCUGGAGGGCAGGGCCCCCAUCGGCUCGGUGCUGCGCUGGCCGGAUGUACCCGGCCGUCAGGACGUUUCCUCACUGUCCCAAGGCUGAUCUGAAAGAGCCAGAAAGAGAAAGCUGUUCUGAGCCCGUGGGGCCUGGGCCCGGCAUGCCCCUCGGGCUUGGGGCUGUGGUCCCGAGCCGCCCCAUGGGGGUGGGGGGCCUCCUCCCUCCUCCUCUUGGGGACCCCAGGCGGGCCCACCGUGGGGCCGUGGGUGUCCCCGGGAGCUUGUGCAACACCGUCCCGAUAUAAACCCAGGUGCUGGGGCAGCAGAGGCUCCAUGAGCGGCGAUAGACACGGGGCUGCUGAGUGUCAUCCUGGGCACUGUCCUAGUGCGGGUGGAGAUGGCCACGCCGGACCUCAAUCUACACAAGGUGGCUCUUCUGUCUUACGUGGACAGGUCGGGCAGGGAGGGGCCUGCGUGUCCGCUCCGCCGGCCCCGCCUCCGUCCCUCCAGCCCCCAGCCGACGCCACAGCAGCCACCCCGGGGGCCCCGGGGCCCACCCAGGUUGCUGAGGGCACGAGCCUCUCCUGGAGACGGGGUGUGAGAGCAAGGACCCAGGGACCGGCAGGGCCAGAGCCCUCCCUGAGCGUUUCCUGUGGGCAGGCCGGCUGGCCCUGCGGGGUCUCCGGGGCCCGGGGCUCGGCGUGGUCACCUCCUGCUCCCGGAUCGGUGGGGUCGCCCGCACCCUCCAUGGCGCCACACCCCGUGGCGCCCGGAAGAGGCUUUCCCAGCGUGGGGCCUUUGGUUCCCGUCUAGAUGCUUCUUCGCCAGUCUGUGUUGGCUGCUGAGUCAGGAGCACACCAGAAGGCACAGAGAUGACAGACGCUGGGGACACGGAUUCUUUUCUCUUGCAAAACGAUCAGUUUCUGAGUUUCAGAUGGAAGUUCUGGGCUCCGGGCGGGUGCCCGGCCUGCCCCAGGCCCUCCUGGGUGUGGAUCUGCUGCUGGAGCCCUUUCUGAAGACGCAUUCCCCUCUCCGCACCCCUGUGACGGGCCCGGCAGAAGGAACGCAGGCUGGCCUUUCCCUCAUGGGCCCUUUGCUCCCUUCCAGCUCAGGAAAUUGUGAGACAGAAGAAAUAGUGGGCUCAGAAAUAGAUGUUUUGGGGAGAUCCUGCUUUUCCUGGUAAGAACCGCUGCCCUGUUGUCACCGUUACCACCCCCUCGCCCUGCACGCCAGCUCUCCUCGGCCUUGCCGUUUCCUGCGCUGUUCCUCAUGCUGUUCCCUGUGCUCCUCCUCAUGCCCCAGACCCUCCCAUUCUCUCAGCACAAACUGGGUCAUCGUUCAAGGCCUGGGUCCCCCCGGCCCUCUGCCUGGUGUUACUGGAGGGUCUGGUGCUGGGCAGGGACAGGAUGGAGUCAGACCUCGCCCAACCCGGUGCACGCGGGCUCUCCUCCCCCCGCCCCCCAGGCCACAGGGAGAUCCACGUGAUAGACACGGACUACGAGCAGGACGCUAUUCAGAGGGUGUCCCUGCACUGGCAGGGCCAGGAUUUCCACAUGCUCAAAUACUUUAGUAAGCGCACCCCGUGGUGGGGGCCGGCCUCGCUCCCGUGUCCCGGGGUCGGCCCAGCCCAGCCCCCUGGUGUCCCCACAGCUCGGAGCCUCGAGGACGAGUACGGACCAGGCUUCUGGAGGUUCCGGGAGUUGACAGCUGAUGUAGGGCUGUACCUGGUGGCCUGGCACGGGAGGUGUGCCAAGCUCCUGAAGGAGGUGAGCCUCGCCCCCCGCUGCGCCGAGCCCCCAGGCUGAGUCUCCCGGCCUGACAGGGGCCCUGGGUCAUUCUGGAUUCACGCUGCCAGAUGGGGACCCUGAAGGCUGGGGGACUGAGGACAGGGCUGGGAGAGGGAAGGGGAGAGGCGGAGCCCGUAUGUCCCACUCGGGUGGGGACACAGACCCCGUGUCUCAGGUUCUCACUGUGCCGGCCCAUCCCCUGCCUGAGCUCCGAGAGGUGGGGACUAUCACCCUGCUUUGCAGGUAGAGAAACUGAGGCCCAGGGAGGCUGCUCACAGUCAUGCAGCUAAGACACGGGCUCCCACCUGUGGCCCCAACCACUUCCCUGAGGCCCUGCCCUUCUGUGUCUCAGGAGCUGAUCUAGAGGAUCCCCUGACCCCAGGCCAGCAUGGUCCGAGCCCCCGCCCGCCUGGCCUGCCCUGGCCCCAGGAGGCGGCUCGCACCCACUCCGAAUAAACCCCAUGCCAAACCCA